Moneuplotes crassus is the source of this 960-nucleotide messenger RNA. The record is from the annotation of a GenBank genome assembly. Lineage: Eukaryota; Ciliophora; Spirotrichea; Euplotida; Euplotidae.
AUGUUCAAGGAUAUUUUUAAUCCCAACCCAGACUUUCCAGAUGAGGUGCAUGGGAACUUCUGAGAGUCAGAGCUACAGAGCCUGAUUAGAUUAGAAUCUUCAGUGACUCUCUGUAAUAAUGACUUUGAGUUUAGGAACAGUGUGAAUCAGUCAUGAGACACUUUCUUGAAGAAAUCUAGUAUUUUGCAAAAUGAUACCAAACUUGCUGACCAAGGCCUGAGUAAUUUAGAGUUUACUAAACCAAACUCUCAAUUCCUUUUAAACGAAGGAUUAAUUGCUGAAGAAGCUCAGUGCGAAGAAAGUUACUUUACUAUCCCUCGAAGCAAUCUUUUCAAAGAGUACUUUGAUGGGCUCCGUUCUGAAGAACAUGACAGAGAUAAUUCUAAAGAAAACCAUAUGCAUGUAGAUUUAGAUUCAAAAGUUAGGGCUGAAAGCUCAGAUUUUGAGCAGAUGCUUUAUGAAGAGGACUCAAAUAUCCCUGAGAAGAAAGAGUUCAGUCAAACAUAUGUUGACUUUUUGGACAAGCCUGAACCCAAACCAGAUCUCUGGGCACCAACUAAAGGUAUGAGAUGGAGCAAGCAGGAUGAUAUCGAGUUAUUCAGACUUUUCAGGAUGUGCGAAGACCAAGGCCUUCUCACUCUUAAUGAGAUAAAGCACUUUGACAGCUCAACUAAGGUGAGCAAAGUCCCAGCUAUGCAGAUGAUUAAGGAGACCCUUGGAUGCAGGCAAUCCUGUAGAUUUCUUGCAAAUAGGAUUAAAAUCAAGAUGAAAGAUUCCUUCUCUAUCAGGGAAACUAGGCUACUUAAGAGGCUUAUUAAGAAAUAUAAUUAUGAUGAUAUUCCUCACUUAGAAUUGCUAGAACAUUUUGCAGGAAAAACUCUUGAAGGGAUGCAAAAUGCUUGUGCAAAUUUGUGAACAAAUAAGAAGCAAAAGAGAUUGAGAAAGGUCAAACAAGCUUAA